Molecule: messenger RNA, 9988 nt
Organism: Bufo gargarizans (Asiatic toad)
Lineage: Eukaryota; Metazoa; Chordata; Amphibia; Anura; Bufonidae
Gene: PDZD2
Product: PDZ domain containing 2
Exons: 25
Coding region: 401-7909 (2502 amino acids)
Molecular function (GO): protein binding
Source: RefSeq, a predicted model, not a curated record
UAUACACUGGGUCCAGGGCUGGGCUUGCUCCAUGCUCUCCUCCCUGACUCAUGCUGGAUGUGCCCGGGACAGGAGCCGCAGAGCCCGGGAACCAAGUGCUCCGGGGGCCACUCCUGCAGGUGGAAGAUUGUGUAGAACCUUGGAUUGCGACAGUGGAAACUUCAGAGGAUUUUUGGAUAUUUUCCUCCUUUUUGUCCCUUCUACCUAUGACGUGAAUGCUGCUCUGGAGAUGCUUAAUUUUCAUUGGGCUUGUUGACUUUUACCAAGUGUCAGAAUGUGAUGUUACCUAAGACAGUUCCCAUCGGUUCCUCUCUUAUUCUGGGCUUCAUUGAUGAAGAAACGACCGGUGCCUAUGCUGCUCUUACGUUUCCCACGAUGCUAGGAUUAUUGGCGUCUCACCAUGCCGAUCACUCAGGAGAAUGCUGCGUUUCAUCUGACUCUUCUACGCCAAUGGCUCCUGGACAAUCUCCAGACACAAGACGGAGGACCCGAGAAAGGUCUGUACAUGGCCGCCGUCCAAAAACUCAAGGAAUACAUCCAGCUCAACUUCAACUUGGAUGAGGAACCCUCUGGCAGGUACCAGAGCACCUUAGACAUGGAAAUCUGCACUGCUUACCUCACCAGGGAUGGAGAAGACGACAUGGUCCUCGGUCUGAAUUUUGGAAACAUUCCGAUAUUUGGACACUGCGGUGAAAGAAGGAGAGGAAGUAAAAAGAGAAAAGUGCAGAACGGCCCAGUGCUUGAUGUUGGAUGUAUAUGGAUUACGCAUUUGAAAAAGCAAAGUCCGGCUGCGAAGAGCGAGAAGAUAAAGCUCCGAGACGAGGUCCUGUCCUUGAAUGGUCAACUAAUGGUUGGUGUCGACGUCAGUGGUGCCAGUUACCUGGCUGAGCAGUGCUGGAAUGGCGGAUUCAUCUACUUGAUCAUGUUACGGCGCAUUAAACGCAAAGCUCCUCUUCCUCCUACCAAUAGUGGCCAUGCCAACACGUGUGAACCCAAAGCAACAAGUUCUACCUCACAGCCAAGCAUUAGGGCGAUACAAAAUGGAAAAAGAACCAGGAAAUUUGGAGUCAUCUCAAAGACUUUGGCCAAAGACGGCAAGGAGAGUAAAGGAGGACAGGAGGGCAUUCAUGAAAAUGGGCAUUGUUCGCCCAUGGAGGUUGAUGGAGAACGUUGUGAUGAGGAGACCACUAGAAGAGCGGGUCACACCGGAGAGGACUCUCACAGCAGUUAUGACGAGGACAGGUUUGAGUACCGUGUGUCAAGCGCCGCAAGGACUGCCUCGAAACCAACCGAUUGCUUCACUCAGCGAGAAGGCUGCUGCAUAUGGAAGAUGCACAUGCUGAAGGGAUCAGAUGGACUAGGCAUUCAAAUUACAGGUGGCCGGGGCUCCAAGAGGUCUCCACAUGGCAUUGUUGUAGCCCAUGUAGAAGAAGGAGGCUCAGCAGACAGGGAUGGCAGACUGAAAGCAGGCGAUGAGCUGCUAAUGAUUAAUGGCCAGUCCUUGGUGGGACUCUCCCAUCAAGAAGCGGUGGUUAUUCUUCGGAGCGCGGUUGGAGUGGUGCAGCUAGUCGUGGCCAGCAGGGACGGCACAGACGUCGACUUCUGCAAGUACCCCUCCACCAGUCUGCCGGACCUAGUGAGUGCAUGCGCCGCCGAGGACGGCCACACGGAUAAUAAGGAGAACGUGCGCCCAGAUGAGGACGGUGAGAAAGGAUGCGGGGUGUCCGCGGCAGAGCCGGCAGCUGUAACGGAGACUGAGAAUUUUCAAGCACAAGAAGCAUCAGUGGACGAUGAUACCAAGGGCCUCUGCAAAAGUCCCACUUUGGGGAAUAGCCUUCUCAAGUACCGCAGUAGAUCACAAGGGAGCGGCAGCCGGCUGGAAUCGGUGGGAGAAGACGAUGAGCUGGCGGUGGGUAAUGAGGACUCUUACAUUGAUAAAGGAGAGAAAUUUCUACGUGGAGGUCGGAAACAUUCCCUGCCCCACCAGCUGGACACUACAGGAUCCCGUCAGGAAUAUGCUAUUGUGAAAAAGACGGCGAGAUCUUUAAGCACGGUGCAGGUGGAGUCUCCCUGGAGGCUCGCUCAGCCAUCGAUCAUCUCUAAUAUCGUCCUAAUGAAAGGACAGGGGAAGGGUCUUGGAUUCAGCAUUGUCGGUGGUCAGGAUUCAGCCAGGGGUCGCAUGGGGAUCUUUGUGAAAACCAUCUUCUCGAAUGGAGCCGCAGUUGCCGACGGGAGGCUUAAAGAAGGAGAUGAAAUUUUGGAAGUGAAUGGAGACUCUAUACAAGGGAUGACGCACCAAGAGGCCAUUCACACCUUUAAGCAACUCAGGAAAGGUGUCGUAACGUUAACGGUACGCACCAGGCUCCGCAGUCCCAGCCUAACGCCAUGUCCAACGCCAACACUGAUGAGUCGCUCCAGUUCUCCAAAUUCCAGUAUCAGUGUUGCGGGAUCUGUGGUCGCCACGGAAGAUGGGGACUCAGCCUCUCGUAGAGGUCCCGGUCCCAAAGACAGGAUUGUUAUGGAAGUGACUCUUAACAAAGAACCCGGUGUUGGUUUAGGUAUUGGUGUCUGCUGCCUCACCCUUGAAAAUAGCUCUCCAGGGAUUUAUAUUCACAGCCUAGCCCCAGGAUCUGUUGCCAAGAUGGAUGGAAGACUGAGCCGAGGUGAUCAGAUAUUGGAAGCUGACUCUGUGAGUCUUCGUCAUGCGGCGCUGAGUGAGGCAUACGCCAUAUUGAGCGAAUGUGGGCCGGGUCCUGUAAGCCUGAUCAUCAUUCGCCACCCAAACCCAAAGAUGUCGGAACAAGAAAUGGAUGAAGUCAUCACUCGUACCACCCAUCGCGAGAGCAGGGACCCCGGGAAUUCUCACAUCACAGGCCUCCAUUCCAAGAGCCCUUCUCCAACUGUGAAGCCGAAGCAAGGAGAUGGACAAGCACCACUCAGCUGGACAAUGAAACGUUUCCUGGAGCCGGCUAGUCGGGGAUCGGUAAGUUCUGAAGGGGAACUGUCUCAAUACUUCUCACAGGAUGCCCCCAGCCAGUCCUCUUUGUCGGACACGGUGGUAACUGGCUCUAGUGACGAAGACCAGCUGCGAGUGAGGAGUGCGAGCAACUCAAUGGAGGAAAACACUGCUCCUUUCAGUCCUGCCAAAAAUGGCGGAACAAAAUGUCAAGGUUUGCUUUCCCUACCUCUGAGAAAUGGACUGACGCAAAGUCCCGGAAGCAAACAUGUUGCCUCUAGACAGUCCAGCAUUGAUGGAAGCCCACAAUCCAUAAGAAGUCCCCUUCAAAGACAGAGAAGAAUUGUCUGUUACGAUGAUGACGAGGGCAGCGAAGAUGAUGACUUUGGUAAAAAAGACAGACAUUUCUGUGAUACUAAGAAAAAGAAUGCUGAUGAGGAUUCCGGGAUCGUUAUGACCACCUCUUCCCUGGAUGUCGAUGAAGAGAUCCAGUCGGAUGACUUGCCUAGAAGUGUUAUCGGUGAGGCAGGGUUGUCUACGUGCUGCAGUUCUGUGGAGUCAGAGGACUGCACUCUUGAGCAUGGUGCGGACGGGCCUUUUUUAGCUAUAAAGUCUUUUGAAUACACCGGCAAGACUGAUGUACGUCCAAGCACUUUGGGAAUAAAAGACCCAUUAGAAGGUCAGUCGGAAAAUAAGAGGUCUCCAAAACUGGAACAUAAAGCUGUUACCCGCAUCAAGAGCAUGAUGAGCACCAAGAGCCCUAAUACUUCCAAGCAUAGAAAUGAGGACAAUAAACAGUGUCCCAAGUCCACAAAGACGAUCCCACCGGUGAAGAAGACAGAAGGGGCAGAGGUGCUGGGCAGAUGUAACACAGAAACCGUGGAACUUCUGUGUAGUGAAUAUGAGUCUGUUGGUUUAGAUCUGGAAAUCAAAGAAUCUCCUGUGAGAAUUAUAAUAGCCGGAUUGAGGCUGCAUGGAGAAACAGAUAAGGAACCUAUAGGAAAGUUGGCUCCCGGAGAUGAAAUUCUAUCCAUUAAUGGCAUCCGUGUGAGUGAUAUGUCUUAUCAAGAAACCUGUGACUACGUUCAGUGCUUACCUUCAGCUGUAACACUGGAAGUCCGAAAGCCAGUAUCAGCUGUUGACAGAUUGUCUCACAUUAUCAUGGCAUCAGGAGCAGAUACAAGCAGACCUGACCAAAAAGAGGUAACAUCAACUGGACAAUCGCAAGAAUGUGAAAUUAAUGAUUUUCCAAUGGUUGACUCAACGUUAUCUCCUUCUAAACUGGAAACAAAGGAGGAACAACUGGAAGCCAAAAAUUGGUCCUCUCCAGGUCACUGUAGUGGCAGUCCCGUCACCAACAUUGACGAGUUUAUUCAUGAGUUAAAAGAUUGUGAUCCUGUUCCUCAGUCUAAAAUUGGGCUGAACCAAGGUGAUGGCGUGGAUGCUAGUACGAUCCCAGAACAAAUUGCUUCCUGUAAUCUUGAUGUAAGACCUCUGGCGCAAUCUAGUAUAUCUAAAACCUCUGCCAGUCCUACUGGUGGUUUGGAUAACCACCUGGGAUUUUCCGUUUUGGACUCCAUUCCCAUAGAAAAUACCAUGGUCAUUAAUAAGAGCAUUUUAGGUAAUUACUGUAGAAAUUUUAGCAGCCUUGUGAACGACGACUUCUCACUCUCUGAAAAAUUUGAAAGCAGCUCUAUCGAUAUUUCAACUUCGAUGUAUGGAACUGUGGAUGACUCCGACAGUGAAUCCUUACUGGAAAUUCCUUCUGAUUCUACCAGUGAUAUGAUUUCAUCUCUUCAGAACCAGUCUUUUGUGUCCGAAACCCAUGCCACCACUGAUUCUGAGGAUGAGCAAAUCGAAAUAUGUUGUGGUUACAAAAAAGAUCAUAUUGAAAUUCAGAGGACGUCUGUGGUUAAUUCACCAGCACAGAUUAAUAGUGGACCUAUGAAACUGGAUAUAGAUUCUGUAAAUAGUCUACAGACCUCCAGUCACGGUACAAUUUCCCCAGACCAAGAGAUUGCUGGAAACAUGCUAGAUCAGACUCUUAUAGAUGCUUUACUUAAGGAAGAUUCUCAGGAACCUAAUGAUCGUUGUGCCUUAAAUACAAAAGAUCAUGGAAAAGAGGUAAUCAGUACAGGUAAUAUAAUGGUGCCUUUAUCUGGUUGUACUAUGGACACUAGCACUCCAUCCUGUAUAAAAGAUCACAUCAUGGCGGGGUCCUCACAUGUUGAUAGCAAAACAUCUGUAGAAAAUGAUAAAAAAAGGUUCAGUGCUUGUUCUCAAGAAUCCAUUGGUGUCACCAAAUCUCCCUCUACCAGCAAACGCAGCCAGUCACCGACAACACACGAUAAAGACCUAAAGGGGAAAACGGAGACAAAAACAAGCAAAAGCUUAGCAAUAAAAACAUCUACUGUAGCAGAACAUAAGGUAAAUGCAAAAGUUCAUCAUGAGAAUAAGAGGCCACCGAGUAGCUUGGAUAUGUUAAGUGCUCAGAUGCCUAAACCCGGACCCAAACUGAAAGGUCUCUGCAUUAAAAGCAGGAACAGACCAAACACUGAUAUAGCAAAACCAAGCACUAAUAAGAUUGAAAGUCGUGACUGCAGAAAAUCAUCCCCGCAACCAUCACCUAAACUUCUUCAUAAGAGGUCCACCAUUACAGAUGCCCUUUCUUCUCCCAGAGUGAUGGGCACCAGAUAUUCAAAAACUUAUGAGUAUGAAGAAAAGAACAAGUCUUUUCUACCUCUGUCUAAAGCAGAUUCCUAUACUGCUUUAAGCCCCAAGACAAACGCACCAUUGAGUGAGAAGUCACAUUUUGGUGGAACAAAAAAUUGUCCACUUGAAGGAUACCAAGAGAAUGGUUCCUUGGUAAACAUUACUAGUAUGGAUAUGGAAAAACGACUGGAAAAUGGAGGGAAAAUCCCUCUUGAAGCAACGAGCAGUUGUCCUAAUGGAAAAAUGGACACAGUAAGUGACGGCAAAUCAAGACGAAGCCUAAAUGGACUAUGUAGAAACCUUACUGCAUCCAAAAAUGAAACACAACAUGUAGCUUCCCUCGCAGUCAAUGAAGAACAAGUGGACAACCAAGAUAUUCAACGCACAUUCAUGGAAGUAAAAUUAUCACCUUCAUUGUCAAGUGGACACCAAAUGUCUUGUAAAAAUGACCUUCCUCAAAAAAGCUGUAUUUCCAACAAUAUGGAAUUUGCUCUAGUUUUUAAAUCGCCGAAGCACAAGCCGGACAAGCUUACAGAGAAGCCCCCUAGUGGGGCUAAGUCUGUGACAAGAACUUACUCAAUGCCACUACAACUCCCCAAUGUCAUGGACCUGGACAUGAUGCAUGGAAAGGAAAGUCUUAAUGAUGAUCAUCUCGUUUCACCGAUAUCAGAUCAAAGUAUGGAUGACUGCAUUGUUCAAGAUGUAUCUAAAGCAGCUGAAGAGAAACAAGACGCUAAGGGGAAGAACUCUCUAAGGAGUGAUGUGCUAAGAACUAUUAAGAGAAACUAUUAUUAUGAACUCAACUGGCCCCACGAAACAGCCUCGUCUCUGACCGUAAAGCAAAGGAUUAAGUCAUUUGAAAAUCUUGUAAAUUUCGAUAAAAGCAUCAUGAGAGUGAUUGAAAUUAAUAACACUCCAUUUUCUACCAAGACUCCUCUAAGUAGAAGAUCCUCAGGGUCCGUCACCUUGCAGACACAAUCCAGUGAGAACACUAAGGUUUUGAGACGAAGUUUAAGUUCUUGUUGUGACAGCCAAAGUGAAGUGUCUUUAGCAACACAAAUCAAAAAAUCUCCAUCAAGUGUGGCCUUAACAGAAAAAAUGCCUGUGGGCCCUGUCGAGGAAGAUCCAGUACCUGAGUCAACCAGGACUGAGAAGACAGAGGUCUCUGUACAAGGUGUGCAGGUUAGAAAAAACAGGACAACUUCAAGCCAUAUCCGACCAUCUCUGUCACGUACUAAGCUGCGGGAGCUGAGAGCACUGAGCAUGCCAGACCUUGACAAACUGUGCAGUGAAGAUUUCUCCACCGAUUCGAAAGAUCUACAGUGUAAAACAGAACUUGAGAUCACACCUAGAAGUGACACAUUGUCUGCUCGGAUAAGCUCUAAGGAUAAUGGCGGGUAUGACGGUGAAAUCGCCGAAGACUGGGAGCUUGCUAGAAGAUUCUGGUCAGUCAGCUUGGAUCAGCUCACCGUCUCCACCAGGGACCAACAAAAGCUACAGACUGUUUUGACUUCUGUAGAAUCCACAUCAGAUGUUAUCGCGCUGAUUCAAGAGGCGAAAACGCAAGUUGAGAAGAAAGAAGACGUCUACUUUGUGGUCCUGAGUAAGGAGGAGGGUGCCGGUCUGGGGUUCAGCAUUGCCGGAGGAAUCGACCUGGAGCAGAAAGCAGUGACUGUGCACAGAGUCUUUUCUAAAGCCGCCACGUCCCGUGACACCAUCAUCGAGCGCGGAGACCGCAUCCUGUCUAUCAAUGGCCACUCUCUACGCGGUGCAGCUCACGGAGACGCCCUGAGCGCCUUGCACAGAGCCAAGCUGAACAGAGAGGCUGUCGUUGUGAUACGAAAGGAGGGCGACAGGGAGAGGCCGUGCAGACCAGACACGUCUGGGGCUGGAGGAAGACACCCCACAUCUGGAAGGGAUGUUUCUAUGGCCACUGAUGCAGCUGAUGUCGAUCUGCGGGAUGCAGUCUGUGUGGAGCUUCACAAGACGUCGGCCGGGCUGGGCUUCAGCCUGGACGGAGGGAAGGCGUCUAUUUAUGGGGACAGGCCUCUGUUCAUCAAAAGGAUAUUUAAAGGUGGCGCCGCUGAGCAGGCUGGAAGAAUAGAAGCUGGAGAUGAAAUCAUUUCGAUUGGUGGAAAAGCUUUGAUCGGCCUCAUGCACUAUGACGCCUGGAAUAUCAUCAAAGCGGUUCCUGAGGGGCCGGUGCAGUUACUGAUCCGAAAACACAGAACCGCCGUGUGAUCAGGGCCCCCCCCCCCAAUGCACCUAUUCUCUAUAGAAACGGCUGAGCGCCCCCUAGCUGUGCCCAUGGGAAUGAUUUCUCUGUGAAGACCUGGGACAUCACACACAGGUGGCACCGGACACUUGCGGCUGGACUUUCCAGGAGAUCAGCAGGUUCAGCAUUGACUGCGCCACUGUCCAUGGCGGUGCCAUGCAGCGAGGACCUGCGAGCCUGUAUUUCUUAUGUGGAGAUUAAACUUGAAUAAUAACAUUUAUUUAUAUCUCCUACAUGCUAUCUUUGAAGCAUCACAAGAAGCGUGUUGCAUUUAUGAGGCUGUCGAUGUAGCAGAGCUGAAUUUGCCGUUAACUGUUUCCUCUUGAGCACUGUGAUAAUGUCCAGUAGAUGUAGCAGUGGUCGUAUGGUAAACAGCAGAUAACAUAUUGUGGUAUCCCGAUGAGCUGUGCCCCACAUGACAGACUUGGCACUGCUAGAGACAUUCAGCUCUGCUACAACUCGACAUAGCAGAAGCCUGUUUUUUGGGUUUGCUUACAUUUGGUCGCAUAGCAUCUAUUCACAUGAUGCACAUUUCUCUCUAGGUUGGAAAACCUGAUGCAGUAUAUGGCACUAUGAGAUGGCGGUCCAGCCCCAGGACACCGGCCCUUUAAUAUCUCCAAAGUCUCCUUUCAGGAAAUGUUGGGUGACGACAAACUCUGCCACAAUUACAGGGUUUGUUACUCUGCUUUGUAGCCAGCUUGGUUGGCAUCCAGCUUUCCCAGGCUGAAUAGAUUUAUUUUCAUACAAAAAUGUUCUGCGUGUAAAAAGAGGUUCAUCACGAAGGCAGCAGGAUAUAAUCUACAGAUGUAGCAGAGCUGGAUUUGUAAUGUCAACCUUAUUUAUGCGACUUGAUCUGAGUAAGAGGGACAGGGCAAGUUUACUGGCAGUCCUAUGUAAAACUGCAGGUAGCACAUUAUAAGAUCAUGAGUAGUGUUGAGCGAACUUGUGUUUUAAGUUCGGCGUCUAAAGUUCGGGUUAUCGAAGAAUCGCGUUAUGGAUUCCGCUACCACGGACCAUAACGGAAUUUCUUUGAUAACCCGAAAUUUAGACGCCGAACUUAAAAACACAAGUUUGCUCAACACAAAAUCAUGAGGAUCUGAAAUGACAAUCUCAGCUCUGCUGAAUCUGUAAUGUGUAGCUCCAGCUCAACGAGAUGAUUGAUAGCGUAUUGAGAGUGGAGGACUAGCGCCAUCUGGUGGCCAAUUACAUUAUAUACCCAGAAAAUGAUCUAUAUUUAUACAUAGAUUUAUGGAAAUCGCAUCUAUACAGAGUAUAUAGAAUUGCCAUAUGACAGAGUUAUUUUCCUACCAUGAACCCCCACACUGGUCAUCAACGGGUAAAUUCUCUACAUUGUCAUAUGAUAUUAUUCACAUACAGCAGUGCGCUGCAGCCGAUUGCUGAACUACAAUUCCCAGCAUUGUUCCCACAGCCUGAAGCUGCAUGCUGGGAGUUGCAAUUCCACGGCAGCCGGGGAGCGUCAGGCUGCAGGCCACUGAUAUAGAGAUGUGGUUCAUAAGAAAGUAUUUUUAACACUGAAUAUGCCAGAUCUUCUCCAUCGUCGCAUCCUGAUCUAUAGGCGGUUUCUUCCCCUCAUCCGUGAGUCAUGUGUGUGAUUGAAGAUGAUGGGAGUAGGACUGACAGAUUCCUCACUCGACACCUUGCACUUUUGGAUGUAAAUAUGGGGAACAGGGGUCAGACCCCGUAUUUACUGGUCCCCGUGCCUUGUCUCACAGACAGUAUUAACUUAAAGGAAGAUUCCAUGCAAAACUUCAGGCCUUUUGCAGGGCUCCAGAGGGUGGGGCAUGACAGAUAUACCCUCUUUGGUGAUAUUUAAAUUGAUGUCAUGCUCCACCCCUUUAUGCUUUUUUUGGUUGGUAUAACACAAUGUAUACAUUGUGCUUGAGCAUUCCUUUAAGGCCUGUUGCCCACAAACGUAAGGGCUCUGUGCCCAUGCUGUGGAGUGCAACUUGCAUGGGCACCGACCGCAGGGCAGCCGCAUGCGGAUCGCAGAGCCAUUCACUUAAAUGGGGUCCGCGAUCCGUCUG